AUGAUUGAACAAAAAAGUGAACUUCAUUGCUCUGGAAAUCAUUCAAACGCAGAAAUUAUAAUGGUCUCCUAUGAUCCAGCUCUUAAAAAGAAUUAGAGAUUGCUUUGUCAAAAAUGCCUUGAUUCUCUUCAAGUAUCAACUAAAGUAGAGGGAUUCAAUAAAACUCUAUCCACUAUUAGGGACAAUUAUUAAAGCAGAGUCAAUUCAUAGCAAUUCUUAAUAGAGAGGUCUAUAAAGUUUAUUGAACCUUUAUAAUAAGAAAUAUAAUCUAUUAGAGAUAUGUUUUUGAAUAGUCUAGAUGCAAUCAUCAAAUUCACUGCUGAUUGGAAGAUGGAGUUAUAACAAAUUUCCAAGCAACCAAUGGUUCUUAGUUUCUUUGCUGGAUUAGAAUCAUUAGUGUAUAGAUAAUAGGAUAAUAUGUAAUAAGUGAUAUUAGAUCAAAUUAACAAAUUGAAUCAAACCUACUCAAAAUCAAUCAUCAACUAAUUAUCAAUAAUUAAGGAAGACCCAUUCAAAGAAAUAGAAUUAAAAUUGAACAAUUUUGAAAAAAUGCUGAACAAUGAAUUUCUUCAUUCUGAUUUUGAUGAUUAAAUUAAUAAUAAUAAAACUCCAAUUUCAAUAAACUUGAAAGAGAUUAAAAGUGUAGAGUCAGAAAAAGGAAUAUCACAUAUUAUUUUUGAUAAGACAGGAUCGAUGAUGAUUACAAUCAAAGAAGGUAAAAUAGGAGUCUGGAAUUUUGCUAAUGGCAAUUUGGAAUAGUAAGCUUCCUGGGUUGUUCACAAGUCACAAAUUAAGUGUGCAGUUCUACCAUGCAAUUAAAAUCCUUGCAUUCUAACAGCUGCAGACAUGACAAUUAAAAUUUCCUAAAGAAUUAAUGAAAUAUAUUGGAAAAGUGAUUUUGAAUCUUAAAAACUUGAUAAUUGCAUUGGUUGCAUGAUUAUUAACAGAAAUGAGGAUUAUCUCUUUAUUAGUUGCGAAAAUGUUAUAAGCAUUUGGAGACUGAAUUAUACGCAAAAGAAAUGGUUGACUUUUUAAUAUUCUUUGAAAUAACACAAAUGGGCAAUAAAUGCUAUGAGUAUUAAUAAAUCUGAAAACAAAUUGGUAUCAUGUAGCAAAAAUAAAUAACUCAUCAUUUGGGGUUUAAAUAGAAAUAAUCAAUGGGAAUACAAAUAUGAUGUUAAAUAAUCAAUUUUAGAUAUUGGGAAUGCUCUCUGCUUUCUAAAAGAUUCUUAGUUUAUUUUAGUUUCAGGAGAGUUAGAUGCUCAAGAUAAUGUUUAUGUCUAUGAAGAAUAGAAUGAGCAAUUUUAAGAGGUUUUAAAAAAGACUCUUAAAUUACCAAAGAUCAAAGAGGAUUCCUCCAUUUCGCCAAUAGUGUAUAUAGAUCAAUAGAAGAACAUACUCUUAAUCUCAUAAAAAAACAAUCUCUAUUUAAUAUUAGAAAAGAGUGACGGAAGCUGUGUUAUUUCAUGA
Molecule: messenger RNA, 1470 nt
Organism: Paramecium octaurelia
Lineage: Eukaryota; Ciliophora; Oligohymenophorea; Peniculida; Parameciidae
Source: the annotation of a GenBank genome assembly